AUGGCUARCAAAGGAGGUCCUGAAACCGAAGAACAAACCAGAUUAAGGUUUCAAGUAGAACUUGAAUUUGUGCAAUGCUUAGCUAAUCCAAAUUAUUUAAACUUUUUAGCUCAACGUGGAUACUUUAAGGAUCAGUCUUUUAUUAAUUAUUUAAAAUAUUUACUGUAUUGGAAAGAACCAGAUUAUGCAAAGUUUAUUAAGUAUCCCAUGUGUUUGUAUUUUUUAGAUCUUUUACAGCAUGAACCAUUUAGAAAAGAAAUAGCUACUGCUAUUUGUUCAAAAUUUAUUGAUGAUCAAUUAUUAUUGAUUUGGCAACAUUACACUAGACGGAGAACAAAAUUGAUUCAUACUGCAUAUGAGCACAAUAUGAAUGUGAUGAAUAAAUCUAGUGCAUCAAACAUUGGACAAGCACAAACUAAUGGCACAAAUGGAAUCAUGCCAGCUUCUAUGCCCAUUCCUAAAGUGAUGCCUCCUUAAUUUAUUAUCAUUUAUCAUUUAAGAUUAUUUCAUAACUUAUCGUUGUAUGUAUCUUUCCACGUWUAAAAAGUACAUUAUGUUUUUAUGUUGAAAUAUAAUUUUUACUUACAUAUUGUUCAUCUGAAAAUAACUAAUUAUUAUAUUAACUAUAUUUUCAUAUUACCUUAAUUGAUUUUUAAAUAAACGAAGACUUUGAAACAUACAGUUUUGCACUUGGUUGUAUUUUACAAACUUAAAAU
Messenger RNA from Diuraphis noxia (Russian wheat aphid), 716 nucleotides. It is a transcript of the gene MED31, whose product is annotated as mediator complex subunit 31. Lineage: Eukaryota; Metazoa; Arthropoda; Insecta; Hemiptera; Aphididae. Gene Ontology annotation, cellular component: mediator complex. The record is from RefSeq and is a predicted model, not a curated record. Gene Ontology annotation, molecular function: transcription coregulator activity. Gene Ontology annotation, biological process: regulation of DNA-templated transcription.